UGUGACGUCACAAGCUUAUAUUUCCAUUUAGUCGAGACAAAAUGGAGUGAACAGAUUUCCCAGUUUUUUUUAUGCUUUCCGCUUGUUAGCGAACUGAAGAUCUGCGCUUGAAGUCCUCCGGCGUCUCCGCGUAAGAUCGCAAAAGAAUCAUCGACCAGUAUGUUGGAGAAUUUCUUUAAGGGAGAAGUGCCGAGUAUUUUUGAAACAACGAUAAAGCGAGAGAAAGGUUCGCGAUCGGAGGACAACUCACCAACUUCGAGAUUAAAGAAUUACAGGAACGAAGAGGAAUUUCUGCGAAGCGUUAAAGCAACAAUAUGUUAUUGUGGUUCCUUCUGGACUUUUGGAAUGGCUGCUGCUGUUAUUGGGCCGACAUUACUCGAAUUGGGCUGUGUUACUAACCGGCCGCUAAAUGUGAUGAGCUGGGUAUUCUUUUCGCAAGCUUUAAGCGCUCUAUUUGGUUCAAGCAUAGGAGGAUUCUUAGCCGACAGGUACGACUGUAAUAUCAUACUGCUGUAUUGCGUGACGUCUGUAGCAAUCUAUCUUGCCGUAAUCCCAGUGUGUCACGUGUUUGGCGUGAUGUUGGCGUUUUUCGCCCUGUUGGGGGUCCACAUGGGAGUGAUUGAUACCGUAUCGAAUAGUGUCCUCAUCAAGAUUCACGGGAAAAAGGUGGCGCCGAGAUUGCAGUCUCUUCAUUUCUUUUACGGCCUGGGGGCACUGGUCAGCCCUGUCAUCGCAGAGCCAUUUCUGCGGAGCGCAUGCUCGGAUGGACAUUUCAAGACUAACAUCUUUGGUUGGACGCUGGAGAAUUCGACCCUGGAAAGAUUGUCAGAGUACAGCGUUGAUGGCUUUCCAGAUAUCGAUGUUAACCUGACAAUUCUAAAUGAGACCAUAUCACAGAUGAUGGGUCCGCGCCACUAUCACACAAAGUCUUUUGUUCAAUACGCCUACUGGCUGGUAGCGCUUCUUCAGAUUCCCGUGCAGUCAGGUUUGUUUUACCUCAUCUACAGGCAGCGAUACCUCAGGCGCUGGUCACCUGAUAUUUUUGCUGGGAGGGUGGUGACUCUUGCCGCUUUGCCUCCUGGGAAUAGCGAUGAAACAGAAAGUGAAGAUCUACCACAAGUGUUGAAACCUACCGCUGACUCCUCUAUUAGAUUAUCAUUCUGUAGUCUUCCUGCCAAAAUUCCGCUGGUAACAAUCCUCGCUGGCCUGUUGUUGUUCCUGUUUGAUGGCUUACAGGGCGCAUAUGGUGGAUAUUUAUACACGUAUGCAGUCAAAAGUGAGGUGCACAUGACUCCAAGUCACGCUGCUUACCUUAAUUCUUUAUUCUGGUGUUCCUUUGCCGCUGGAAGAUUUAUUUCUAUCGUCGUUUCUGUUUUUCUGGUACCGGAUAAAAUGCUUUUUGUUAAUCUGUUUGGAUGCUUUACGGCAAUAUCCUUCAUGUUGUAUCUGCACGAUGUGUCUUUAGCAUUAUGGAUCGGUAGCGGGGCGUUUGGCUUGUUUAUGAGUUCUGUAUUUCCUUCCACUCUGUCUAUGGCUGAACACUACAUUGACGUCACAGGAUCCAUAACUAGCAUCCUAAUUGUUAGUUCUGCAACAGGAGAGAUGGUAUUUCCUUUACUCAUCGGAAAGGCCUUCCCGCGGAAAGGACCACUCUCUUUCCUUGUGAUUGGAUUCUUGGUUUGUACUUUCGCCCUUCUUGUUUUUCUGACUUUGCGCAUGACUGCUAAGGCUCAGAUCAACCAAUCAGUGCAUGAUCUCUAUCGUGUCGCAGUCAAGCGCCUUUGCCGUUGUAACCAGGCCUGUGACGAUUGUGAAUACACCCCUCUGGUUACGUGUGACGAAGAAACUGAAGAGACUGGGAACGAUGAGCUAAUGAGAGGCGAGACAGCACAUAGAGUUGUGGAGCUUCAAAGUUGACCUAUCGUACCUGCGCCGAAUGAGAUAUCUUCUGUUUUAUAUUUCUCCUUCUGAAUUCUUUAGUCCAGUUAAACUAAAGAUAGUUUCAAUGAUUUUGUUCGAAAGGGCUUCUCUCUAUAAGCAUUCCAACAAAAUUUACAGCAAGAACAGUAUGAGUACGAAAUUUGACGGCAAAUUUUCAGAAAAAUAUUGAGAUGACAAGUAUCUCAAAAACAAUCUAUUCAUUGUUUGUCAACAAAAAGGCUGAUAUAAUUAUUCCUGGUGGGGAUAAGCAGGGUGUUUUUUAUAUUUCUCCUUCUGAAUAAUUUAAUCCAGUUAAACAAAAGAUAGUUUCAAUAAUUUUGUUCAAAAGGGCUUCUCUCCAUAAGCACUCCAACAAAAUUUAUAGCAAAAACAUUGUGAGUAAGAAAUUUGAAAUUUUUGUCAGCAAAAAGGCUGGCACAAUUAUUCCUGGUGAGGAGAAGCAGGGUGUUUUUUGUAUUUUCAUCUUCUUUCUGAAAUUAAUAACAAAGUGGUUUUCCUUCAUCCUUUAACAAUCAACAGUCAAAUGCAAACCAAUGAAAAAAGUGGAGAACUAAUUUUUCUUAUCAUCUCCUUAGUGCUGUUGGAAGCAGGGUGAGUUUUUAGCGGUGUUGUCCCUCCAGAAUGCCGUUUUCUGAAAUAUUUUGAAAUUUAUUUUCUUUGGGACAUUUCUUGCAAAAUGGUUGCUUGGGGAAAACGUGUUCAGUGCUCUGAUUAGUUAGCUAUUAUAAAUUGUAAAUAUGUGUCAAAAAUUAUGAGGUGAUUGAUGGAAUCAACAAUAAAAGCGUUUUGAAGUU
This is a messenger RNA of Pocillopora damicornis (cauliflower coral), 2735 nucleotides long. RefSeq names its product solute carrier family 60 member 1. Lineage: Eukaryota; Metazoa; Cnidaria; Anthozoa; Scleractinia; Pocilloporidae. Gene Ontology annotation, molecular function: D-glucose transmembrane transporter activity. The record is from RefSeq and is a predicted model, not a curated record.